GUCUGUAUAAGAUUCCCAGCUGCAGCAGUGUGGUUUGUCUCUCUCUUCUGCAGCAUGAAGAGAGUACUUGUCCUGGUGCUGCUGUCCUCAGCAGUGCUGCUUUGCAGCUGCUUUCCAGGUUUUGAGUCAGUAACAUGCAGUGAGGAUAGUGGUAAUGCAACGGCACAUCUGGCAAUGCAUCACAUCAACGAGCACCAUGACCAUGGCUACAAGUUCCGACUCAAUGAGAUCCAGGGUAACAAAGUGGAAAAGGUUGGCGAAGGCUGUGAUGUUACAUUACAGUUGGACCUUCUGGAGACAGUGUGUCACACUGUCAACCCUAAAAACUUUGAAGACUGUGAGAUCCGCGAAGAGAUUAACCAGCAAGUGAUGGCCAACUGCACUGUUAUGGUGACUGUAGGAACUGGUGAUGCCAAAAUCACGAAAUAUGAGUGUGACACACAACAAGUAAAAUCUAAUGUGGAGAUGAUCAGAAUCUGCCCCGACUGUCCCAUAUUGAUCCCACUCAACAGCCCAGAAGGUCUCAAGUCUGUUAAUGAAGCUGUGAAAGAAUUCAACAAGAACAACAGUAACCAGCACUACUACACCCUGCAGGAAGUGGGACGCAUAAGAUCUGGGUACAUGAUGAUGGCAGGGAUGAGCUACUAUGCUGAGUUUGCCCUUGUGGAGACUAAUUGCCCAAUGGGAUCCAGAAUCAUCCCUGAGGCAUGUAAACCCCUGUGCCCUGACAGAGCUCGUCAUGCUUUCUGUCGUUCAUCUUAUUCAAGUGGAAAUGGGCUCCAUUCUGUUGAAUGUGAAUUUUAUCCUCCAUUGAACACCACUGCCCUUGGCCCUGGUGAGCAGGAGCCCAUAUGUAGGCACUCUCCCAUUCCCUAUGGCCGACCUCCCUAUGCCAGUGGUGAAGGACAUCCUCCCCAUGCCGGCGAUGGAGGACAUCCUCCCCAUGCCGGCGAUGGAGGACAUCCUCCCCAUGCCCGUGGUAAAGGACAUUCUCCCCAUGCAGGCAGUGGAGGACCUCCUCCUCAUGCAGGCAGUGGAGGACCUCCUCCUCAUGCCGGUCGAGAGAGAGUGCACCCCCUCCAACCCUUCCAUCCCUGCCAUGGAUUCCUGACCAAUUCUAACCCAGCUCUCCACCCUAUUUGCCCCUGGCCUCAUCCUGGACCCCGUCCCAACCCAAAACCGAGCCAGUCCUGAGAUAUACACAAUUUAAAGGAACCAUGGCUGUAUGUAAUGUAUGUAAGAAAUGCUUCAGUCCUUACAAAAUAUUACAGAACAUGUCAAAUAAACAUGGUCAUGGUGUCAUACAAA
Messenger RNA from Lates calcarifer (barramundi perch), 1308 nucleotides. RefSeq names its product alpha-2-HS-glycoprotein 1 (gene ahsgb). Gene Ontology annotation, molecular function: cysteine-type endopeptidase inhibitor activity. Gene Ontology annotation, biological process: negative regulation of endopeptidase activity. The coding region runs from base 55 to 1194 and encodes 379 amino acids. The transcript has 9 exons. The record is from RefSeq and is a predicted model, not a curated record. NCBI's taxonomy places the organism in Eukaryota, Metazoa, Chordata, Actinopteri, Centropomidae. Gene Ontology annotation, cellular component: extracellular matrix; extracellular region; blood microparticle.